Desarmillaria tabescens is the source of this 1610-nucleotide messenger RNA. Its product is annotated as aldo/keto reductase. Gene Ontology annotation, molecular function: oxidoreductase activity. Bases 374 to 1357 code for a protein of 327 amino acids. The transcript has 9 exons. The record is from RefSeq and is a predicted model, not a curated record. NCBI's taxonomy places the organism in Eukaryota, Fungi, Basidiomycota, Agaricomycetes, Agaricales, Physalacriaceae.
UAAAUCAUCUUAUAGGUUCGACCAAUGUGAUGUGUCGGAGCUCUUCCUCCGGAAGUACUAUCAUCUCGGUCCCCAAAUGGGCUCAUGAUCCCGCGGCGCAAUUGAGGCCAACCCGGUCAAAUCUAUGAUCGCCGUUGAUUACUGCGAUGCAUCUCAGAACCAAAAGUCUGCUCGACAUUCUGAUAACAGCUGUCUUGGAAUCGGGACUAUCACCCCUUUCCUACCUGUUCUUGACAUCGCAAUAGAUAUCUCCGGGGUAGACCACCCUAGCGCUUUCAUAUAAAUACUUGUCUUGCAAAGACCCGGAAUUCUCGGUCGUCGCGGAACCUCGCCUCUACUUAUAACAUCGACGGCUUCUUCAUUCUUCUCAGCCAUGGCUUCCUUCGAAACAUUUCGUCUCGGUCCCUUCCAGGUUCCUCGAAUAUGGACCGGACUAUGGCAGCUAUCGAGUAACGCCUGGGGAAGUGCUUCUGUCACCAAGAUCCGACAAGCGAUGGCUCGUCACGUCGAAUCAGGGUACACCGCUUUUGCUGACCACUACGGAAGUGCGGAGAUCAUAUUUGGUCAAUUCCGACAGAAGCAGUGUUACCCGUCAGAAAUAAUUGGAGCGACCAAAUGGUGCGUGUUCAAGACCAUCACGCCUACCAGAGAUGUCAUCGAGGCUGCUGUGCAAGAGCGCCUACAACGGAUGCAAACAGAUCAUGUCGACCUCCUUCAGUUCCAUUGGCAAGAUUACGGGAAUAAGGGGUACCUUCCUACGCUUAAAAUCCUUGAAGACCUUCGAAAUAAUGGUGUGAUAUCGGCGAUCGGACUUUGCAAUUUCGACGCUAUCCAUACGGAUGAGAUUUGUACUCAACUGGGACGAGGCGUCAUUGUGUCCAAUCAGGUUCAGUUCUCGUUGAUUGAUACGCGCCCGCUUCAUGGUAUGUCAGAUGUCUGUGACAGACACGGUCUGAAGCUGUUGACUUAUGGAACUGUGUGCGGCGGUUUCCUCGCGGAUAACCUGAUUCCUACACCUGGUAACCUUACGCCCUCUCAACGAAAAUACCUCGACAUGAUCGUGAAGGCAUGGGGUGACUGGCCUCUAUUCCAAUCGCUCCUUUCCGUCCUUCGUAUCAUCGGUGAUCGCCAUGGAGGUCUGAGUAUUGCCAAUGUGGCUACUCGAUGGGUAUUGGAUCAUCACUUCAUUGGAGCUGUGAUCAUCGGAGCGCGCUUGGGUCUUUCCGAGCAUCCCGCGGACAACAGCCGCGUCUUCGAGUUCACUUUGACUGACGAGGAUCGCGCUGCCAUCGAGACAGUUCUGGAGCGCUCAAAUGGUACGUCGAAUGAUCACUACCAUUGGCGAUUGUGGGGCUGAGUAUCGUUGAGAUGCAUAGCAUCAUGCGGCUCUGAAUUUAUAGAAUGAUUGAUGUUUGAUAUCGGAUUUACCUUACCAUCUUCGAUGAGCUGUGAAAAUCACUUCCCCGAGAUUCUACCCGUGCGGAGCAUAUGUUUGUCAUAUGGCAUUUGUUUUGGUGGUAGUAAAUGUCAUAUCAAUUCAGGUACGACACUGCAUGGGAUUCUAUCCUGAAGAUCCGAGCUAUCAUGCUCAUGCAUGGCAUGAACCCAUU